UGAGGGUGUACCUAAAAGUCUUAGGUGUAGCCCAAGUAGCCCAAACCCACGUAAACCUCACCUACAAUCAUCCUCACAAGUUAGCACACCCGGCGUACAUUAGCAGCAACUGCUAUUGUUUACUUCUUCCACCUUCUUCUCACCAUGCUUUCCCAUUUCUAUUUUCUUUGGAAUUGCUUUCAAUUUCACCCAAAAUUUUGAUAUUAGGAUUUUUCAAAAAUCAUGAGUUGCGGUGUACGAUUUUGAGUUCUUUAUAGUCUGGAAAGUUUGCUCCUUGAGGAUGAAUUGGUUGCUGGAACGAAGAAAAGAUUGGUUUUUUGAAGAUUCAAUAUUUUUUAGUUUUAAUAUUCAAAUAUGAUUGUUGGUGGAGAUUUAUCAUAACUGAAGUCCAAAAUUAGGGUUUCUAGAGCAAGAUUCAUGGGUUUUGCUGCUUUUAGAAGUUGAUUCAAAUAAAUGGUAUUGGUGUUGUGAACCGAUUAUUAGGUUCUAUUUUCAUCUUUUUUAAUAGACAAAGUCAAAGAUAGGAUAUAUUUUGAUUUUUAGGGAAUCUAAUUCUAAGAAGGGGAAAUUGGUGAUUGCAAGUAGAAAACAGGGUGUUAUUCGGAUCAAAUAAUGGGUUUUUUUCUUUUCGGAGUUUGAUUCUGUUAAAAAGGUGGUAUUUGGUGGUUUGGGGCUAGAAAUUAAGGUUCUUGAGAGUGGUGUUUUUCUGGGUAUCAUUUGUGGUUGAUCUUUAAUUGUGCUCAAAUGGAUGACACUGAGGAUGAUGCAAGGUACCCUUCAAACCCGUAUGGUGUGAAUCACCAGCAGGGUUAUGGUUCCUCAAGUCGUCAGAAACUUUCAGUUCGGAAUGCUCCAUAUUCUCAGCCAGUUGGUAAUCAAUAUGUUGAUGUGGAUGAUGAUGAGGAUGAAGAAGAUGAAGAAUUGGGAGAGGAGGAGGAAGAGAAUGAUGAUCAAGGUAAUGGCUUCCGUAAUAUGCACAAAGAUUUGGAAGAUGACGACGAUGACGAAGAUGAGGAUGACGAUGAUGAUGACGAUGAUGAUAAGCAGAAGAGUUAUGGUAGGAAGAUUGAAGAUGUUGAUUUGGAAAGGCACCCGAAGAAGCGGAAGUUGAAGAGUUUGGUUUCUAGUUACGAAUUUGCUCCUCGAGUACCUGCUGCAGCUUCAGCCCUAGUUCCCUUGGCUUCAAAACCAUCGCUUGGUGGCCGGAAUUCGCUAACUGAUUGGACUGAGCGUGAGACAUUUGUUUUACUAGACGCCUGGGUUGACCGGUUUCUUAAUCGUGGGAGGAAGAGUCUUCGGUCUGAGGAAUGGCAAGAAGUUGCAGAGAAGGUUUCAGAAAUUUCAAAAAUUGAAAGGACGGAUACUCAAUGUAGGAAUCGAUUGGAUACACUGAAGAAGAAGUACAAAAAGGAGAAGAUGAAGAUGACGGAAACAGGUUCCGGCACUAGCAAAUGGGUCUAUUUUAAGAAGAUGGAUAUGUUGCUAUCUUCACCCCCCCAGCCAGCAGGCCUCUCUUGUGGUUUGGACUCAGGGGAGUAUGUAUUCAUGAAUCCUAGGGUUUAUGUGAACCGUGCAAAUGGUUUGGAAGAAAUGAAGGAUAGUCCUGGGAAUUCAGAAUCUACUGAUGGUGAGGAGGAUGAUUCGGAUGGACUUCCACCCAAAAAGAGGAAGCUUGGAAGGGUCAGUGAUGAGGGGUCUUCCUUUGGAUUGCUUGCUGAUUCCAUUCACAAAUUCAGCGAGAUAUAUGAGAAGAUUGAGAAUAGUAAAAGGCAGCAGAUGGUGGAGCUAGAGAAGAUGCGAAUGGAUUUUCAUAGGGACUUAGAGAUGCAGAAGAGGCGGAUUCUGGAGAGAGCGCAGGCUGAGAUAUCGAAAAUACGGCACGGUGAUGACGAGGAGAAUGAUGUCUCUGCUGAGAAUGCUAGUGCCUGAUGUAUUGAGACAUAGUUAUCUUUCUGUAAUGUUAAUUAGCAUUUUGACUGCUACCUGCUGUUGUAUAGCACUGGAGGCCUUUUGCCUCUGAUUUUUAUCUUAUGAGGCAGUAAUAUUGCUGGAGAUGUUGAAUUCCUUAAUAAUAGAAGAAAUGACAAAAUUAAGUGGAUCAUUCCUGCUGUU
Molecule: messenger RNA, 2112 nt
Organism: Corylus avellana
Lineage: Eukaryota; Viridiplantae; Streptophyta; Magnoliopsida; Fagales; Betulaceae
Cellular component (GO): nucleus
Molecular function (GO): transcription cis-regulatory region binding
Source: RefSeq, a predicted model, not a curated record